AUGGAUGUCAUGAUUCAUUGUGACCUUAUUCUUGGCUACAUAGGUAAAUGCAUUCAUAAAAGGAAAAAACUAAGCUGCAAAAAUGCAUUUAGUAAGUUGGACAGUUUAAACUUUUUUGAUGUGCAAAAGCUGUUUGGAUAUGUUGGACAGUUUACUCUAGUAGCUCUAUGGUGGCUUAUCUGGCCAUUAUCUGCCUUAGGAAUUGAACCUAAGUUUACAAUUCCUCAUUCUGCUAGAGUGGAUGAAGUGGUUCUUGCCAAUGGAUUCAUUGGAAGCGUUCUCUCAGACUAUUUCUGGGCACUCUGUGUUGUAUGGACAACUCCCCUUGUGGCCACUUUGGGCAUGUUACUCACCAUUCCUCUUGCUAUGUUGGCUGACAUGUUGAUCCACGGUCGGCAUUAUUCAGCAUUAUACAUUCUUGGCUCAGUUCAGGUAUUUGCAGGCUUUGUGAUAGCUAAUAUUUCAGAUUGGAUGACAAAGAAGUUGGGAUUAUAACAUAUGGUUUUCUAGAUUAAUUUGUUGAGGGGUGCCAUUGAUCCCAAGCGUCACUACAAAGAAGGGUGAUUCAAAAUCAAAGACACUUCCCAAGUAUUUCCAGAUGGGAACAGUUGUAGAUUCUCCAUUGGACUUCUUCUCAGGAAGACUAACAAAGAAGGAGAGGAGAGCAUCAUUAGUAGAUGAGCUGCUUGCUGAUCAAAACCUUGUAGCCUAUAGGUAAGAUAGGCAGUGAAGUAUAUAAUUGUCUGCUUAAAUAGACAAUAUCCUAGUUAUCUGUAAAACCUAUUGAUGCUUCAGAAAAUGUUUAUUUUAUGGCUGAGUUGAUAUCCUGUGUUUAGAAAAUGUUGAUCUUUUUUGUUUGGAAGACUCAAAUGGGGAGAGGGUCCUUAUGAUUUGGAGACUCAAGGCACAUUUCUAUUGCAAAAACUCAUUUAUGGGAGUUUUUUUUUUUGCUGUCAUGAAAUUACUGUCCAUAUGCUUGCUAUAAGAACAGAGGUUUUGUUUA
Messenger RNA from Lotus japonicus, 1003 nucleotides. RefSeq lists its product as uncharacterized. Bases 1 to 495 code for a protein of 164 amino acids. Gene Ontology annotation, biological process: regulation of peptide transport. Lineage: Eukaryota; Viridiplantae; Streptophyta; Magnoliopsida; Fabales; Fabaceae. The transcript is spliced from 7 exons. The record is from RefSeq and is a predicted model, not a curated record.